Punica granatum (pomegranate) is the source of this 1138-nucleotide messenger RNA. Lineage: Eukaryota; Viridiplantae; Streptophyta; Magnoliopsida; Myrtales; Lythraceae. The record is from RefSeq and is a predicted model, not a curated record.
GAGAGCGGGAGAGAGAAAUCUGGGGUUGAGGCAGUCGCCGGCAACCCGGCCGAGGUCGCCGGUUAAGGUGGGGUUAAAAAAAAAAAAAGUUAUACAGUUACCGUUGGUCAAAAAAUGUCAAUUGUGUAGCGCUACGCCACUGAUCAGUCAAGUCUUUCAAGUGAAUGGCUGACGUUUCUAACUUUCUACUCACCAUCCACCCAUCCACAAUCCACCCUAUCCCUUUCCUUCUCUCUUCUUCCCCAUCUCACUCUCUCUGUAUCUAUCUUCACUCUCUGAAAAUGGCGACGUUACGGUCCCUGGGAUUCUCCUGUGCCCCAUCUCACUCUACCCGUCAUCGUCCCCGACUUCCCUCCGGUUUCUUAGCUUCGCCAGUUCACCAAAGUGCAAGCUCGGUAUUCUAUGGCCAGAGUUUGCACCUGCCCCGUCUGCAAUGGGCCAGCAUAAAAUUGAACGCACAGCCUUCCAGACCUGUAAUUCAGAUGGUCAAGCCGACCAUCCAGUUCAUCCAGGGGACGGAUGAGCAGACUAUCCCUGAUGUCAGGCUGACCAAAUCAAGGGAUGGUACGAAUGGCGUUGCUAUAUUCAGGUUCGAGCAACCUUCGGUCUUUGAUGCUUCUGGUGACGUUGGGGAAAUCACAGGAUUCUACAUGAUCGAUGAGGAAGGGGUCCUCCAGUCUGUAGAUGUGAGCGCAAAGUUCGUCAAUGGGAAGCCUUCAGGGAUUGAGGCCAAGUACAUAAUGCGGUCGCCUCGGGAGUGGGACAGGUUCAUGAGAUUCAUGGAGCGAUACUCUAAUGAGAACGGGCUGCAGUUCAUCAAGAAAUGACGCUGUGUAUAUUCCCUUUCCCAGCUUCCAAUUUUCAUCUGACUGACUGGUUCUUAAUUUUGGCCUUUCUGUUUCUUCCCAUAUUCUUAAUUGAAAAAAAAAUGCACAAAUAUGACUAUUUUUCGCGCAUCUUAGAAGUGGCGGGCUCUGUGUCAGUUAAGCAAUUACAUUUAUCGCGUCCUAUUUUAUUGGUCAUGUUGCGGGAUGGUCUUGUAGGCUUAAGGCAGAGAUGAGAAGAUUACACGGCAAACUCGGAAAUGUAUUACUGUUUCUUUAUGGAAGCUUUCUAGACAUGAGAAUUGAAUUGAGUA